UGGGCUUACAAAGCUCUCAUGCCCCGUGUUAUGUUUGUAUGAAAUAUUCUAGCGAGCAUGAGCCAGCAAACUAAAAUGUUAGCUAGCUUGCUAGCUCAUAGCUAGCCUUGUUUGUGGUUAGCUGGUCUGUCAAGCCUCCAAGUCAUGUCAGACUGGUAUUGCUGUCGCUACCUGUCGCAGUGUUUUGCUGCCUCCAUGAACAACUUGAAUGACCCACCCAGGUGGAACAUCCAACCAGACCCCAGAGGAAGGGGGGCGGGGGCCGGUGAUGGGAACCAAUGGAACUACGCCCUGCUGGUCCCGAUGCUGGGACUGGCUGCAUUUCGUUGGAUCUGGACCAAGGAGUCUCAGAGGGAGAUCCAGAAGGUUAAAGCCCAGUAUGACAAGGAUGUGUCCACAAUAACAAGCGAGAUGGAGGCACGGUACCGGGAGACACUGACAGAGAGGCGCAGGGCAGUGGCUUCACUAGAGCUGGAGCUGGAGAAAGAGAGACAGAGGGUUAAAGGCUACAAACAGGCCCUGAUCUCACAGAGCCAGCAGCUGAUGGAAGAACGGAAACAGUUACAGCAGGAGCGUGACGCCUUGGAGGAAGAGAAGCAAAGGCUAGUACAGUCUGGCACUGCAGGGGCUGUGCUGCAUCAAGCCCUGGAACGAGAGAACAACUGGUACCAGCGAGCCACCACCACUCUGAAGGAGCUAGAGGGUCAACUUGUGGAGCGCCAGAAUGCUUACUGUUCCCUCAUCCAACCUCGAGAUCAACGGCUGGAGAUGGAGAAGAACAUGCUGCUUAAGGUCGUCAAAGAACCCAUAGGGGAAGAACUGGAUCUAGAGUCCGAUCUGAAGGAUAUUUUCAAGAGAGAUAAGCACUGUGCGGACCUGCUAAACAUGGACAAGAGGAAGAAUGGAAGCAUCAUGUGGGUGUAUCUCAAGUACUGGCAGCUGCAGGUCACUGUCCAGAAACACAAGAAAGCUGAAGAAGCCAUAUUACAAGGGAAAAUCUAGUCUCACACAAAGUGACAAAAGAAAAACACAAGCCGGUGUUUGUCAUUUGACUUUGAAGAAUGUUGUAAGUAUAUGGAUCGGGAAUGGAAAAUGCAUGUAUUUUUCAAUAUGUGUAAUUAUCUUUACUUGAUAGGUAUGUUAUGGAAACACACAAGAGGCAACAUCUGAAAGUUCCUCCCUUGAUCGCAAUGUUUUGAAAAGAAGGGAUAUUUUGUCAGGUUUUGAGCAUGCUAUUUUUUUUAAAUGCACUAGAAUCAUUCAGGUGAAUUUCCAUUUAGCCCCUUGGAAUUUUUUGUCAGAACAUUUGUGUCAAUGUAACUCCCCUUCUCUGAGUGCCAUGAAUUACUGCUAGGUGCAUAUAUUGAAUGUCUUGAAAUUUUUGUUCCACCAUCUCGGGUAUGAAUUUAGGGGCUCCCAAUAACUGUUCCCAGCAUGAUGUGAUAAUAUACACACAUGUUCAGGAAAAAAAAUCAUAAUCACAAUAAAAACUACUGUGUUGAACAAAACAGCCAGCAAUCAUGAA
This is a messenger RNA of Siniperca chuatsi (mandarin fish), 1525 nucleotides long. Its product is annotated as coiled-coil domain-containing protein 127-like. The record is from RefSeq and is a predicted model, not a curated record. Bases 145 to 1002 code for a protein of 285 amino acids. NCBI's taxonomy places the organism in Eukaryota, Metazoa, Chordata, Actinopteri, Centrarchiformes, Sinipercidae. The transcript has 4 exons.